UACGUUUAAAGAGCCGCGUGAGCUGCGUCUCUAUUGGUCAGCUGAAUUCUAGCGCCAAUAUUUCAAUAAUAAAAGCGGAGCGGAACCAGAAGCCGGUUCAGUCUGUUUCUGCUCCUAGUUAGUUUAGUCUCUCUAGUCUGUUCUUCUUUUAUUUCUUUAACUUUUCCCUCUCUAUAUAUAUUUUUAAACUUAUUUAUUGUUUAUCUGAGCCGGAGGAAGUCACCAUGUUGUCCGCUCGCGCCGCUCUGUCCGUGAAGAAUGAGAAGUCAGUGACCAGACAGAUGAGCGGUCUGUGUGUGGACAAAGAAAACACGCCUCCCAGCCUCACCAACACCCGGAUCUUGGCGUCGAAAACCGCGCGUAAAAUCUUCGACGAUGCGACGCCCAAAUCGGUGAAGAAGAGCAGCAGCUCGGCAGAGGAGGAGGAGCCUCUGCUGAAGGACAACCCCCGCCGCUUCGUCAUCUUCCCCAUCCAGUACCACGACAUCUGGCAGAUGUACAAGAAGGCCGAGGCGUCUUUCUGGACGGCAGAGGAGGUGGAUCUGUCCAAGGACCUGCAGCACUGGGACUCUCUGAAGGACGACGAGAGGUACUUCAUCUCGCACGUGUUGGCGUUCUUCGCCGCCAGUGACGGCAUCGUCAACGAGAAUCUGGUGGAGCGCUUCACGCAGGAAGUGCAGGUGACGGAGGCUCGCUGUUUCUACGGUUUCCAGAUCGCCAUGGAGAACAUCCACUCGGAGAUGUACAGCCUCCUGAUCGACACCUACAUCAAGGAUCCCAAAGAAAGAGAAUACCUGUUCAACGCCAUCGAGACUCUGCCCUGUGUGAAGAAGAAGGCCGACUGGGCGCUCAACUGGAUCGGAAACAAGAACGCCACCUACGGUGAGCGUGUGGUGGCCUUCGCCGCCGUGGAGGGAAUCUUCUUCUCCGGUUCGUUCGCCUCCAUUUUCUGGUUGAAGAAACGAGGCCUGAUGCCUGGACUGACCUUCAGCAACGAGCUGAUCAGCAGAGACGAGGGUCUCCACUGUGACUUCGCCUGUCUGAUGUUCAAACACCUGCUGAACAAACCGUCCGCGGAGACCGUCACCAAGAUCAUCCGGAACGCCGUGGAGAUCGAACAGGAGUUCCUGACUGAUGCUCUUCCUGUUAAACUCAUUGGGAUGAACUGUGACCUCAUGAACCAGUACAUCCAGUUCGUGGCCGACAGACUGAUGCUGGAGCUGGGCUUCACCAAGAUCUACCAGGUGGAGAACCCCUUCGACUUCAUGGAGAACAUCUCUCUGGAGGGAAAGACCAACUUCUUUGAGAAGCGAGUGGGUGAGUACCAGAGGAUGGGGGUCAUGUCUGGACCCACAGACAACACCUUCAGACUGGACGCAGACUUCUGAGGAACCGCACCAGGACCAGAACUGGACCCAUGGACUGGAUGGAGUUGAAGAACCAAAUCUACCUUCAUAGAACUGGACCAAACCUCAUCAUGACCGAUGAAACAUCAGCAGGAACAAGGCGAUGAACCCACCUCUGAUCACAGCACAUGGUCACAGAGGUGGGCGGAGCUGAUGUCAUCAGGGGCGUGGUCACUGCUCAUCUGUUAUCUUCAUUUGGUUUUUCUGUUUUAGUCUGAAAAACUCUUAUUGCACUUUUUCAGGAACAUUUUGACACUGAACCAGAUUCUUGAAUCAUUAACUGACGCAGACACUCAUGUAAAUACUUUUACUUGAUUAUAUUCUUACUUUUAGAUGGUUUUUAGCUGUUUUUAUUACACAUGUACAGUUUUUGUGUUUGUAAUAAAAUGUCAAACC
Sphaeramia orbicularis (orbiculate cardinalfish) is the source of this 1802-nucleotide messenger RNA. RefSeq names its product ribonucleoside-diphosphate reductase subunit M2. Gene Ontology annotation, cellular component: cytosol. Gene Ontology annotation, biological process: deoxyribonucleotide biosynthetic process. Bases 225 to 1388 code for a protein of 387 amino acids. Lineage: Eukaryota; Metazoa; Chordata; Actinopteri; Kurtiformes; Apogonidae. The transcript is spliced from 11 exons. The record is from RefSeq and is a predicted model, not a curated record. Gene Ontology annotation, molecular function: ribonucleoside-diphosphate reductase activity, thioredoxin disulfide as acceptor.